CAGAUAUAGUGAAUGCAGGGUCCGGGGAGACCAGAUAUAGUGAAUGCAGGGUCCGGGGAGACCAGAUAUAGUGAAUAAAUAAUGAAUGCAGGGUCCGGGGAGACCAGAUAUAGUAAAUGCAGGGUCCGGGGAGACCAGAUAUAGUGAAUGCAGGGUCCGGGGAGACCAGAUAUAGUGAAUGCAGGGUCCGGGGAGAUCAGAUAUAGUGAAUGCAGGGUCCGGGGAGACCAGAUAUAAUGAAUGCAGGGUCCGGGAGACCAGAUAUAAUGAAUGCAGGGUGCGGGGAGACCAGAUGCAGGGUCCUGGGGAGACAGAUAUAGUGAAUGCAGGGUCCUGGGAGAGCAGAUAUAGUGAAUGCAGGGUCCGGGGAGACCAGAUAUAGUGAAUGCAGGGUCCUGGGAGAGCAGAUAUAGUGAAUGCAGGGUCCUGGG
Molecule: messenger RNA, 431 nt
Organism: Staurois parvus
Lineage: Eukaryota; Metazoa; Chordata; Amphibia; Anura; Ranidae
Source: the annotation of a GenBank genome assembly